Molecule: messenger RNA, 1691 nt
Organism: Sphaerulina musiva SO2202
Lineage: Eukaryota; Fungi; Ascomycota; Dothideomycetes; Mycosphaerellales; Mycosphaerellaceae
Product: eukaryotic translation initiation factor 3 subunit H
Exons: 2
Coding region: 50-1165 (371 amino acids)
Cellular component (GO): eukaryotic 43S preinitiation complex; cytoplasm; eukaryotic translation initiation factor 3 complex
Molecular function (GO): metallopeptidase activity; translation initiation factor activity; protein binding
Source: RefSeq, a predicted model, not a curated record
ACCAUCGCUACCGCCACACGCCAGGGACUCGCCGAACACUCCCGCAACUAUGGCCGAUACCAACAAAGAGAUGCCGCUCAAGGAGGUGCAGCUGGAGGCGCUGGUGGCCAUGCGCAUCAUCAAACACGCGACGUCGACAUUUCCCACACCGAGCACAGGAUUUCUGCUGGGACUGGACAUCAAUUCGCAGGUGCACAUCACCAACUCGUUCCCCUUCCCUGCCGCCGCCGCCGCCGAAGCCUCAGUCAACAGCGACCCCUAUCACCAGCAGGACGCUGCCUCGCUGGCCGCCGCUGCCCCGCGCGCCAAGAGCAAUGUUGCGUACCAGAAUGAGAUGAUCAAGUUCUUGCGCGAGGUCAAUACCGACGCGCAGAACGUGGGCUGGUACAUCAGCUGCAACAUGGGUGGCUUCAUCAAUGCGAACUUCAUCGAGAACCAAUACUUCUACCAGCGCGCGCAGGACGAGCGCACUGUGGCCCUCGUCUUCGAUGUGUCGAGGAGCAGCCAGGGUAGCCUGAGCCUGAAAGCUUACCGCCUGUCGCCCAGCUUCAUGGCCGCCUACAAGGAGGGCAAGUUCACCACAGAGAGUAUCCAAAAGUCCAACUUGCGGUACCAGGAUAUCUUGGUUGAUCUGCCAGUGAAAAUCCAUAACUCGCACCUUCUGACAUCGUUCCUGCAUCAGCUACCGCAGGAGCCGCCCCAGAAAACUGCCCUGGACUUCCCUUCAUCUCUGGCAGAGCUUUCUCGAGAUCCGGAAAUUUCGACCACACCUUUUGUCCCCAAUCUGGACAGCCUGGACUUAUCAGUGGACCCUUUUCUCGAGAAAACGUGUGACUUGAUCUUGGAGAGCAUCGAGAACCACCAGACGGAAAACAACAACGCGCAAUAUUACCAGAGAUCGCUUGCACGCGAGCAGGCUAAGAUCCAGCAGUGGCAGCAGAAGCGCAAGCAGGAGAACGCGCUUCGGGUGCAACAGAAGCAGGCACCUCUUCCUGAAGAUGAGUGGCAGAAGCUUUUCAAGUUGCCUCAAGAACCGUCACGACUCGAGUCGUUACUAGUUGGCCGUCAAGUCGAGCAAUAUGCUCGGCAAGUGGAUGGAUUUUCCGCGGUCGUCAGCGGCAAGAUGUUUGCUGUAAAGGCGAAUCUGUUGCCUGGGGAGGCUUGAUGUCAGGCAAGGGUUCUGAACUGAAAGUUGGACCGGACCUCCAGAGCGAGGCGCUGAAGCUAGAUAUGACAAAUGUUCGACAGGGUGGAGAGAGAGAGAGAGAGAGAGAAGGAAAAAAAAGAGGAAGAACGGGAACCAAAAGAGGCCCUCUCGCUCACGUCGAAUACUCUGAUGAAAGGAACCACGGGAGCCCGAGGAGCAAGGCUAGGAGUAACAUAUUCACGGGACGUGAAGUAGACUUCUCAGUAAGCUCUACGUCAAUAGAUGAUGUACGCUCGCUCGAUGCCCACCCAGCACGUGCAGAUCAACGAGGCGCUGUUCUCGAGGAUUAUUUUGUUUGGCGCUCCCCCGUAUAUUGUGCCCAUUCUCCUGGCUGGCUGGCUGGCUGGCUGGUAGUGCCUGCCUGCCUCGAAGCAGAGGCAUGCUAGAAAAUACAGGUACUUGGUAACCAAGGUACCUUAUGCAGUAGUAUAGCUGAGCUUAAUUGAGCUACCAGGUACAUACCUACAUCUACUUUACCUACAGU